AUGUGGCAAUGGGGCCCCAGAGCAGUGUUCUCUCAGGAAGCAACAUCUCUGUCCUACCAAGAAUUUAAAGCAGCAGAUGCCAGGCAGCAUCAGACAAAAGAUAAUGAAACCAACGUUCUGCCUGGUCCUGGCAAGGAAGCCCAACUGUUGGCUAACAACCCAUUGGCCAAAAACAAGCAUGAAGGUGGCAAAGUGAAGGAAGAGGUUCUGGAAGAUGAGGAGACCCUCAGUGCUGAGGCCCAGCAGAAAAGCCUCCGGCAGUUAUGCUAUCAGGCCGCUGAGGGUCCAAAAUUGGUUUGCACCCAGCUGUGGGAACUUUGUCACCAGUGGCUGAAGCCAGAAAAAUAUACCAAAGAGGAGAUCCUGGAUCUGGUGGUUCUGGAGCAGUUCCUGACUGUCCUGCCCUCAGCAAUGCAGGAAUGGGUCCGGGAAUGUCACCCAGAGACCUGCACCCAUGCGGUGGCCCUGGCAGAAGAUUUCUUGUUGAGGAAGGGAGAUGCUGAGAGUCAAAACGAGGAGGGGGCAGACCAUACUUUCUCUGAGACAGAACAGACUCAUCCAGAUGCAUGGAAGCGGUUCUACUUCACAGAGAUCAAACAAAAGACUGACAGAGAUGCCAUCUUUACAGCGCAACUGGAGAAGGCAUGUCAGAAGGAGCAAAACCAGUCAGCAAAACCUGAAGAACUGGAGCCAUUUGCAAUGUUGCCUGGGGAACUUGAACAUAGUGUUGUCCAUCACCCUGAUCAAGUGCAGGAAUCUAAGAGUUUAGAGAGAAUCCACACUGGGGAGAAGCCGUAUAAAUGCCCAGAUUGUGGGAAAAGCUUCAGCCAAAGAUCCCACCUAAUCCUACAUGAGAGGACUCACACUGGAGAGAAACUGUACAAGUGCUCAGACUGCGGGAAAAGCUUUAGCCAGCGUCCACACCUUGAUAAACAUGAGAGAAUCCACACGAGAGAGAAACCUUACAAGUGCCCCUACUGUAGAAAGAGCUUCAGUGACAGAUCAACUUUGACAACACAUAAGAGGACCCACAUGGGAGAGAAGCCUUAUUCAUGUUCAGACUGUGGGAAGAGUUUCAGUGAUCGGUCGUCUCUGAUAGCACACAACCGGACUCACACUGGCGAAAAGCCCUAUAAAUGCUCAGCAUGUGGGAAAAGCUGUAGCCAUCAAUCGACCCUCAUUCGACAUGAGCAGAUCCAUAAUGGGGAGAAACCUUUAAAGUGCUUGGAACCAGGGGAAACUGCUGGUUCCAUCUUGGCGGUGGAGAAAAGAUCUCCUUUUGGGGAGAAAUCCCCAAUGCCAUGGACAAAUACUGUGACGUGA
Messenger RNA from Sceloporus undulatus (fence lizard), 1323 nucleotides. Its product is annotated as zinc finger and SCAN domain-containing protein 16-like. The record is from RefSeq and is a predicted model, not a curated record. Lineage: Eukaryota; Metazoa; Chordata; Lepidosauria; Squamata; Phrynosomatidae. The transcript has 6 exons. Gene Ontology annotation, molecular function: RNA polymerase II cis-regulatory region sequence-specific DNA binding; DNA-binding transcription factor activity, RNA polymerase II-specific. The coding region runs from base 1 to 1323 and encodes 440 amino acids. Gene Ontology annotation, biological process: regulation of transcription by RNA polymerase II.